AUGGCGCCCCCCUUCCAGCAACCACCAGUGCAACCAAGAUGGCCCUUAGCAAUCCGGAAUGAGACCAUCACGACAGCCGAGCCAGAGACGAUCAUCACAGUCCGCAACAGCCCCGAGCCAUGGCAUCCGCUCGACUACACCGUCACCCACGAGAACGGAGCAACCCUCUUCACAGUCAACGGCAAUCCAUGGGGUCUUGCGCAGCGCCGCAUCUUCCGCGAUGCAUCAGGUCUCCCUCUAUUCGAACUACGGGGUCGGUGGUAUGACUCGUCUACGCUCGAGCUCAAGCUCCCCGGCGGUGCAGCAACCAGUGAAACCUUACUAUCUGCAAAAUGUCGCGUAGCAGUCCAAGCGCCUAGGGCUGUGCUCCGGUUCCGCAAUUCAUGCGUGCCGCUAAAUGCGAGACCCACGCAGAAGCAUAAGAACAAGAAGUCGGUAUUAGAUACCCUUAUGCGGCCGUCGACCGUCGACCCUGAAACCGUCCAUCGAGAAGUCAUGGAGAUUUACUCGAUGGACGUGGAUAAUUUUGCCCAGGUUGCCGUUGUAGAUGGUCAGCGGGUUGCGAAUAUUGACCGAGUCACGGAUCCGGGGGAGUUGGCGCAAGGCCAGAAACCGCCGUUUCGGUUUCGGCCUAUGUGGAGGGUUAGAGUUGCGAGGGGGGUGGACUUAGCUCUAAUGGCAGUUGCGGUGGUAAUUGUUGGGCAGCAGGCUGCUGGCGACGGCCUGGUGGACCAGUGA
Messenger RNA from Aspergillus puulaauensis, 738 nucleotides. RefSeq lists its product as uncharacterized. Lineage: Eukaryota; Fungi; Ascomycota; Eurotiomycetes; Eurotiales; Aspergillaceae. Bases 1 to 738 code for a protein of 245 amino acids. The transcript is spliced from 2 exons. The record is from RefSeq and is a predicted model, not a curated record.